AUGAGCUCACAACGAUCCGACAACUUCGCAUCCCUCAAACAUCCGAUGCUCGAGUAUAUUUUGAUGAACUGUAACAGCGAUACCCUGCAGCCUCCCAUACCAAAGUCAUCCUCUGAUGCCAUCUACAACAGCGAGGACCCAAACAUUGGCCUCUUUCGCAGGCAUGCUGGUAUCAGAGCAUUCCAGCACUUGUACCUAGGUCCUGCUGCUGCAGGAUCAGAGGAACAUAAUGAUGACGACAGCAAGCAUGGUAGAAGCAAGUCCAAGGCUACCAUGUAUGGGCUUACAAAGGUAACACCGCAAGCAUGGGCUUGGGCCAUGACGUGGUUUUCGCUCUCGGCCUGCAACUCGUACAUAGUGGGCAUUGGGUCAUUCAACCUAGAAGAUUUCUUUUGGGCUAUCCUUGAAACUCUCGAUGAUCCUGAGGAUCCAUGCGCAGUAGAGACAAUGGCAUGGAUUAAUGAACAAGUUUUCAGGAAACAUGCAGCCAAGGCCAUGACGGCUGCUGCAGAUGACACCGAUUCUGACCUUGUGAAAAUGCGAGCGAAACGUGCUGCUUGUAAACAAGGUAACACUUUGACAUCGGUAACAAACAAUGUUGUGCACAGUACCACUACUUCUCCACCCUCAGUAUCGGCAGCAGAAUGCCCAUCAUCACCUGCACCACCACUAUCUCCACCCAGACUCCCUUCGCAGGUUACACCUUCCACUUCUCACCCUCCCCAGCUAAACAGCCACCUGCUAUACCCACAGCCGUUCUUCCCAAGCCAGUGCCUGUUGUACACAAAAAAGCCAAGCCUGUCCCCAGACCAAAGGCCAAACCAGCACCCAAGCCACGAUCCAACACUCACGGGUUCUGCGCAUCUCUCUGCUGGUGCUAUUCAGGUUGAAGAACCCACUAACGAGGCAGGUGAUGCUGGUAUUCCAGAUGUGAAUGCUCCCGUGCCUCCAAAGAAAAAGCCUGUGCCCCAUCGUGGUAAAAAGGCUGCCUAG
Molecule: messenger RNA, 993 nt
Organism: Suillus subalutaceus
Lineage: Eukaryota; Fungi; Basidiomycota; Agaricomycetes; Boletales; Suillaceae
Exons: 6
Coding region: 1-993 (330 amino acids)
Source: RefSeq, a predicted model, not a curated record